This is a messenger RNA of Tigriopus californicus, 7776 nucleotides long. RefSeq names its product serine/threonine-protein kinase ATR-like. The transcript is spliced from 8 exons. Gene Ontology annotation, cellular component: nucleus. Bases 1 to 7677 code for a protein of 2558 amino acids. Gene Ontology annotation, molecular function: protein binding; protein serine/threonine kinase activity. Gene Ontology annotation, biological process: DNA damage checkpoint signaling; protein phosphorylation; telomere maintenance. Lineage: Eukaryota; Metazoa; Arthropoda; Copepoda; Harpacticoida; Harpacticidae. The record is from RefSeq and is a predicted model, not a curated record.
AUGGAGGGCGUGAUGUUGCCGACGGAUCGGGAAUUAUGGGAGUUGCUGCUCAAAGUGAUCCGGGUGGAUUCGCCGCCGUCUAUCAUCGGUGAUCUCCUCCAGAAGAUGCCGAAUUACUUGCAGGUCUUGGAAACGUCUUGGGAGUCCGUGGCCCUCCCCUCGGACACCCGGGAGGGCCCGGCGCAACUACCGACUUUGCCAGAUUACGUCAAGCAUGUGGUGUCCCGCUUGGUGGUCCUAUGCGCCCAAGGGGGAGCGCGCACAGUCCUGCACGCCCCAGCUUUGCUCAACUUGGAGCGGAUCUUCCUCAUCGUGCUCAAACGGCAUCCUAUCAUGGCCAAACAAGUCAUCAACCUCGUCCUGGUUCUUUGGACUCAGAUCCAUCUGGAAAGUCAACGCUUUUUCGCAAUGGACCCGCCACAGUGGUUGACCUUCGAAAUCGGUCCCGAGAAGUUGUCGAUAUUUGGACCCGAGGACGCGGAGCGGCUCCAAAUCAACCUAACUCAAUUGGCGGCUAAAAUAUCCGAGGCACUAAUCGCCUCCUCCCCGCGAACUUCGACUCUCUUUUGGAGCGUGCUCGUCGAGCAAUUGACCUUGGGCGAAUUGCCAUUGAAAGUCGCCUCAUUAAGACUAUACCACGCUCUUUUGCUGAUUGAGGAUGUUCCUAUUCUCAUGACGGAAUCGCAAAAAGCCUUUGACGUGCUAUUUUCACUGAUCCGAUUUAUGGCGGGGCCCACGGUAGGGUCUCUGCCCGAAUCCGAGAGGUCGGAUGUUCAACAUGGCUUGGAUUUGUGCUUGCUCGAAUGGAUGCAAGUUCCACUCAACGGAGCCACCCAAGACCAGUUUGUGGAUGAAAUUGUAUUUCUUUGGCAUGGCUUUCUUAAACAUGACGACUUAAAUGGAUUGAUGCGACUCGGAGAAGACCUUCAGCACACUCUUUACGAGUGCAUAGCCUACGCACUGACCCAUAUAGCCAAACCAGCUGCAGGCCGGUCAACCUCCUCAUCGCCCUCGCUUCCGUUAAAGAGCAAGAGCGGAUAUGAUAACUCGCUUGCAUUCUCUGUAAAUCAGCUAUCUCCACUCCUCAAAUGGGAACUGCCCAGUUGCAACGUGUUAGCGUGUCACAUUGCAUUAGAAAUUUUCGUUGCCCGAGAGGUGAACGGAAAUGUUUUACACGGCCACUCAUUGGAAAAUGUGUUCAAGCAGAGUCCCACAUGGAAGAGGAUCCAUGAAAUGGUCGAAUCUCAAGAAAGCACUGGAAGUCUCUCGUUCUCUCAUAUCCAAUGGACUUGCGAAAUCGCUUCUAAAAUCUUGGCCAACGUGGAGGACAAUCACCCAAAGCAGUAUUUGGACUUCUUAUCUCGGGAUAUCAAGGAUGUGUUCAUUGAAACCGCCCUAGAGAAGAUCAUUCAAAAGCCGCAUGACGCUCCAGUUUACCAAGCUUCGUUGAACAUUGUCUACAAGCUCCAAUAUUUUCAACCUCUGGAGACGUUCUCUCAACAGCAGCUAUUAAAGAUUGCAGCCAUUUGCACUCUACCUUGGAUGGAUGGGCAGAUGAAACUCUUAGAUCUUAGGAUCGGAGAUGCUCGAUCCCAAGAUCUCAUUCAAAUCAGUCCACAAGUCAAAAGUCACAUUUUAGAGGAGUCCAAAAUACUAGCCAUCCAAUGUUUAAGUCUCUUACCCAAGCAAGUGGCUCCCAAUUGGCGAUCUUUGGCCUUGAAGUUGGCUUGGACAGACCAUGAUCCGAUCCUCUGCCGUGCCAUUAUCGAGAAUAUUCCUUUAUUUGCCCAUCAAAUGGGACCAAAUGUGUUCACAUUCAUUGGGAACUUGGUGGAAGAAACCAUCAAUUUCUCCGAUGAUCGUAAGAUCUGCAUUCCUCUGCUGGCUAAAAUAUCGGGACUCCUCGUUUGCACUCACUCCAAAUUGACCCAGUUGAAGAGGUCCAAAGGAGAAAUCCUGGUUCGAUGCAUGCGCUGCGAUAAAGGCCAAGCCUUGAAUGCGACUGCCUCUGGAAAUGUGACUCCAGAGGACGUGACUCAUUUGCUCAAACUAGUAGGCCACGAGGACUUGAGCGUGAAAACGUUCGUCCUGAAUUUGAUCAAGCCUUUGUCCAAUCAUGUGGGGAUUAACGUGUCCACAGCGAGUAUCUUCAUGAACUACACGGACGAAAGGGACACGUUGGCGUUGAAAUUUGCCGCUCACAUCCCAUCCCUCAUUGUUCCCAGUGCCUUGAUUGGAUCGUCGGAACAGAUGAAAGCGAUCCAAGACUUCAAUCCCAAUACAAUUCCCUAUGAGGGGUGGUUCGAUCAAGACAAGGUCUGCGACUUUGUCAUGACUUGCUUGGAGGACUGCGUUCGAAAAGCCAUCUCCAGCAAAGGCUCGGCCUUUGUGGAUUGGCUUUGUCCGUCUUUGACCAAUCUGGGGUCCUUGAAGGUCCAAUCCAUUGGUCCUCGAUGUGUCCAAGCCAUCAUGGAUUUGCUUUUGGACCCGAAAUGCCAUGUGAGCACAGUGGUCCACACGGCCCACUUCCUACGAGAUCACUUCUCAACCUUCAAAGCACCCAUCCUCUCGAAAGUGUCCGAAGGUCUGGUGAAACGAGGCGUUUGGGCCACCUUCUCCUACGUCAUGACCGUCUUCGAGCAUUUGACUCGGAACCAUUUCCUGAAGCAGAAUGCACAUUACCUCGUGCCUGAACUGAUUUUGCUCUGCGUUCGGAACAAAUCCAAGGUUGCCUUGGAUGAUCUAGCCAAGUUGUGGAGGUCCGGGAGCAAGACCCGGUACCUUAUCGUGGAGAACCUUCAGUACAUCUUUCCUUACAUUGUGAACCACAGCUCGUCCUCAGAGUAUGCGGACUGUGUCCAACUCAUCGAAGACGAGACCAAAGUUAAGCUCAGUCAGCUCUUGCCGAGCCAUCGACAAAACGUGAUCACGGAGCUCUUGCGAAGUUUUCAUUCCAACAAUAAGAAGGUGAUUGUAGCCUGCCAAUGGAUGGCUCAAAACGAUAAGAACUUCAAAUUCAAAGGACGACCCACCAAAGACGAAUUGGCGCAAUAUCUUCAACCUCGAAUGCUCGGAGUGCUGGGUUACUUUGAUCAAAAGCUGCUCAAUGCUCAUACAUCCAACGAGCAGAAAUUGAAUCUUCUGCAUUCUCUUCACGAUUUGGUGGACUUCUUGGGCAAGGACAAUGUGGCUAAGGUUAAACACAAGGUGAUUUCUUCGCUUCAAACGGGGUUUGCGGCCAAGAUUCCAGGAUCACUGCCCAUUCUGGUCCAGACUUGGAUCAAGUUGUCCAAGUCCUUGGACCCGAGUGCUCUUGGGCCGGUUUUGGCUCCCAUUUUCGCCAUGACCUUGGGGUUUUACGACUUGGGAUUCACUGAUAUACUGGAGAUGUUCAAGACCCUGAUCCUUAAAAGAGGCGACAACCUCAAGGAUUGGUUCCAUCAGUUGACGUUUUUGCCGGAUUAUGAGGCCUUUCAAGAAGUGAAUGGUGCGGUCCGAAGUUAUCUCAAGAUCACCGAGAACACACCGUUCAAAGUCGUCAUCAAAAGUGUCUACAAAUGCCUUGAUAAUGAAAAUGUCGACGUGAAACUUCUCACUUUGCGCAAACUUAAAAACCUAAUCGAGACGAACACAGAUCUUCUUCACGGCUUGAUCAUCGGUUCAAACAAAGCGGAUCCCGUGAUCGGAGAUCUGCUUCACCGAGUAUUGAUAGCCACGCGGGAUUCCGACGCCAAUGUGGUCAGUUUGGCCGGACAAGUCUUGGGUCAAAUCGGAGCCGUGGAUGCGGGUCGGUUGCAGGUGACUCAAAAUCUGACCAAGCAUGCUCCCAAGGACAUUGCUCUCUACGUGACGGAUGUCGAGUUCGUCCGAGAGCUGAUUCGUAAUCUGGUCAGGGCCUAUCUAAACGCCAUGGAUUCGAAUGAUUCCGAGAAGAGCUCGUACUCCUUGCAAGAGAUUGUCAAGGAGUUUCAGAUUCACGGGAGUACUUCGAACGGAGACGGUCGAGCCAUUUGGGAUUUGCUUACGGAUGAAGAGCGGGAAGUGAUUAAACCUUUCAUGACAUCGUUGUACACGGUGGUGGGCAAACCGUGCACUUUCCCUAUCCCCAUCUACAAAUCUGAUUCUGGGCUCACCUAUCAUAAAUGGUUGUCCAAUUGGUGUUAUCAUCUGUUCUCGCAAGUGAUGGAGAAACGCGCUAAGAUGGUCUUCAACUCCUGCAAACCAACCUUGAGGACAGACUUGCAGUUAGCCCAAUUCAUUAUUCCCCACGCCAUCGUGAAUAUUGUGACGACGGGAAAAUCCGAGGACGUAGAAUCGGCCAUCCAAGAAAUCACUUACAUUCUAACCGACACUGAAAUCAAUCAAGGCGGUGACGGAAAAGGCUUAGAGCGUUUGUGCACGCAAACCAUAUUCUCUAUUCUGGACCAUUUGAUUCGCUGGCAAGCCAAACGAUACACCAUCCUUAUGGCCAAUAAACGCAAAUCCGACACCGCCAAGAAAGUCAAGGCCAAGGAUCCUGAAUACAUGGCCAUCAGCGCUUUCCUCGAGGCCAUUUCACAUGAAGCCAUUUCCGAGGCCGCUUUCCGUCAUAGGGCCUUUGAAAGGUCGGUGAAGCACUUGGAGCUUCAUUUAAAAUCCAAUCCCAACGAAUUCUCAUCCAAUAUUCAUCGAAUCCAACAGAUCUACGGAGCUUUAGGCGAAGAUGAUUUCCUCAAAGGGAUUGCUCAUGUUCGCACUUCCGAGCCUUCCCUGGAGGAACGGAUCUUUGAGCUCGAAUCCACGGGUCAUUUCCAAGACGCCCUAGCUUGCUAUGAAGCUUUGGGAAAGCGUCAAUUGGGCAAUGAAGCAGCCAUCAAGAAAGGUCUCAUCCGAUGCUAUUUGGAGAUUGACCAACCUCAUCUGGCCUCUAUGCUCUUGAAAGGGUUAAAUGGCAAAAUGAGCCAAGACCCGAGCUUCAAGCAAUAUCAGGUUCAAGUGGCUUGGCAAUUGGGACAAUGGGACGACUUGGAUCUGUUGACAGGAACCGAGGACAAAUCGGCCUACAAUUGGGACCAAGGCAUCGGGAAGUUGUUGAGCACCAUCCACAAGCAUGACGAGAGGGCGUUCUAUGAGCAAAUGGCCUGGGUCCGCCUCCAUGAGAUCCAGCCCAUCACUGCUGCAUCCAUGGAACAAGGCGCUUAUCACCGCGCUUACGAACAUUUGAUAAAGCUCCAUAUGCUCAACGAAAUUGAAUCUCUGGCUCGAACCAUCAUCUUCACCGAGAACGAGACUCCUCCCAAUGAAGCUGAUCUUCGGAAGUUGUUCCAAGCCUUGAAGCGACGAUCCGGGUUCGUUCAGCUUUCCACGAAAAGUCUGGAACCCAUCUUUAAACUCCGAAGAGGUCUUCUGGACUUGAGCCUCAGGAAACUCGAGUCCAAGCCCGAGUCCAAGUUGAAGGAUCUGGUGGCCAAAUAUCUCGGCGAAACUUGGCUCUUGGCCGCCAAUGUGUCCCGGAAAAGUGGCCAGUUGGACAAAGCUUUCAACUUGCUGAUCGAGACCGAGCGAUAUCCUUUAGUGGAUCAUUUCCUGGAACAGUCCAAGUUGGCUUGGGAUCGCAGUCGCCGUGAAGAGGCCAUUUCCAUCUUGAAGAAAGGCAUUCCCGCCGUGUUCCCUUGGUACAAACCCGGGAUGAAUAUGAAGCCAGUGGAUCGAGAUGUCCAUGAGAAAGGUGUGUUGGGCGAGGCCAAGUUGUUGUUGGCUAGGUUCACGGACGAGGCUGCCAAUUUGGAAACCGAGAGCGUGCCUUUACUCUACCAAGAGGCGAAGAAUGCGGACCCCACCAAUGAGGAUGUUUACUUCUACUUGGCCAAGUUCUUUGACAAGCAGAUCGGAAAGAACUACAAGAUCGAGGAGUUGGAACGGGUGGCUACCCAAGUAACCAAUGCCAUUGGAUUCUACUGUCGCUCCUUGGUGAUACAUGGUUCCAAGCACGUUCAUUUAGCCUUGCCUCGCUUGCUGACCUUGUGGUUCGAUUUGGGAACACGCCUCCAAAAUCUCGAGAAAGAGAAAGCCUCGUCGUCGUCUCAAACUUUGAUCAUGCUCAGGAAGCAGUUCUCGAAGGCCACGGAUUUUGUGCGAAACUGGUCGUUGAAGGUGCCGAAAUAUUUCCUGUUUGUCAAUUUCCCCACGUUGACGUCCCGGUUGUGUCACGCCCAUCCGGAGGUGUGGGCUGUGCUCAAGGACAUUCUCGUUCGAACGUUCAUGGAGUAUCCUGACCAAGUAUUUUGGCACAUGGUCGCUCUGUGCAAUUCCUCGUUUCCGGCUCGACGUGAACGGUGCAAGCAAAUAUUUGAUGUGGUAAUAUCGCAACGGAAGGACUUGCAGAAGUUCCUUCAAGACGCUUUGGAUCUGACCAAGACUUUGAAUAAGUUGAUUGAACUUCCCGCGAGCGAUCACUCGGAGGUGUCCAUGGAGGAGGUCUUGCCCGAGCUCCCCAAGCUGUUGGCUAAAUCGGGCUUCUCCAAUAUCAUGAUCCCCAAUUUGAAGCAAAUGUCGGUGGUUCUCCCGUCUGUGGAGGUCAAUCGGGAUCGGCACGCCCCUUUCCUGGGUGGCAAAGUCGGAUUCUAUCGCUUCAAGGACAAGGUGUCGAUCAUGUUGUCCAAAAUCAGACCCAAGAAGAUCUCAUUGGUGGGCACGGAUGGCAAGACCUACGGAUUUCUGUGCAAACCCAAAGACGAUUUGAGGAAGGAUGGCCGAUUGCUCGAUUUCUGCUAUCUCCUCAAUGAACUCCUCUCCAAGGACACAGAGUGUCGCAAACGGAAUCUACGAAUUAGGACCUACAAAGUAACUCCGUUAGAUGAAACGAAUGGCAUCAUCGAAUGGGUGGACAAUCUCAUGCCUUUCCGAACAGUCAUGGCCAAGAUCUACUUGGAGGAGCACGGCGUCAAACCCAUCAAUCGUGACGAUAUCGGCAAAUACGGUGCAGUCAAAGACGACAUGGAGAACAACAAAGCCAAGUUCGAGAUCCUCCUCAAACGUCACCAGCCGCCCGUCUUUGCCGACUGGUUCAUCUAUAACUUCCCUGAUCCUCAAACCUGGUUCUUGGCGCGUCUGCGAUACAUCCGAACGGCGGCUGUCAUGUCCAUGGUGGGCUACAUCCUGGGCCUCGGCGAUCGACACAACGAGAAUCUCCUCAUUGACACGAGUAAUGGCGAUACGGUUCACGUGGAUCUCAAUUGUCUCUUCGAAGAGGCGACGGAUUUGCGGGUGCCAGAGAUCGUUCCAUUCAGACUGACACAAAACAUGGUCCACGCCAUGGGUCCAUGUGGACACGCCGGGCCGUUUCAAAUUGCGUGCGAGGCUUCGCUUAAGUUGAUGCGCGAUCAAAAGGACGUACUCAUGUCGGCCUUGAGGCCCUUUUACUUUGAUCCCUUGGUGGAAUGGGCCAGUCGGAGAGAAAGAGGAGCGCCCGGACAAUCCAAGGUUCACGAGGAGAUUGUCAAUCAACGAGCGGUGGAAGUACUCAAUGCCAUCGAGGAGCGAUUACGCGGAAUCGUGGCCAAGAUGACCAGUCGCAGUCAGAGCAAGACCUUGAAGCAGCCUUUGUCCGUAUCAGGACAAGUGAAUUUCCUCAUUAAUGAGGCCACGUCCCAGACAAAUCUGGCUCAAAUGUACAUCGGCUGGUCGGGUUUCAUUUGAAGGACAACUUAUCUGUGAUCAAUUAUAAUGUCGAAUCAUUCAAAAGCGCGGCUGUGACGUAGAGAAAUGAACGAAUCCUGCAACUUUGGAACGCACGAG